UUAAGCCAACUUUCCCUCUGCUCAUGAAAAAAUCCAGUGGUAGCUAACAGGAGAUACUACUUAGUGAAUUAAUUACUUUAGCUAGAGCAUUUAUGAACAGACUCCCUAAGAAACAACGCACCGAACACCAGGAUGUUUUAGAUAAACAGUACCUAAAUCCAAAGUGAAAGCGUCUCUUCCACUGCGUGGUUAAACACACCGCAAGCUAACGCUAGCUAAGAGGCAAGGUUUUUGUUGUUAGCUAGCUCGCUAUGAUGACAACAUCCACUCCUGCAGCGGCGUGUGCUCCAGCUUUAACUCAGAAGCAGCGCAGGGCUCUGUUGAAGAAGGAACGGAGGAGACGGAAACGCCAAGCCUUAGCCCAAGCCAGAGAGUGUGGUUUGCAAGAUGGAUCAGAUCACACAUCUGAGGAGGAAGAUGAUGAUGACGCUGAGAAGGAAAGGCAGCGGCUGCAUGAAGAGUGGUUGGAGAGAGAGAGGCUGGCUCAGGAGGAGUUCAAGGUCAAGUCUGAAAGGGAGGAAGCCGCGAGGAGGAGAAAGGAAGAGGAGGAGCGGAGGAUAAAGGAGGAAUGGGACGCGCAGCAGAAGAGAGAACAGGAGGAAAAAGACCAGAGGCGGCGGGAGAAGCAAGACAGAGAGGAGGCUGUUCAGAAAAUGUUGGACCAAGCUGAGAAUCAGCUAGAUAAUGGAGGUCCAUGGAUGAAUCCUGAGGCUCCUGUGACGGAGAGCUCGGAGAACUAUGGAACGGAGCGGGAUGUCGCAAACUGUCCCUUCUUCCUCAAGACUGGAGCGUGCAGAUUUGGAGACAGAUGCUCCCGUAGGCAUGUUCACCCCAGCAGCAGCUCCACCCUGAUGAUCCGCGGGAUGUUUGUGACGUUUGGUAUGGAGCAGUGUCACCGGGACGAUUAUGACACAGAUGCGUGUUUGGAGCACAGCGAAGAAGAGCUGCAGGAGUAUUUCCUGGAUUUCUACCACGAUGUCCUGCCAGAGUUCAAGAGUGUUGGCAAAGUGGUGCAGUUCAAGGUCAGCUGCAACUUUGAACAGCACUUAAGAGGAAAUGUUUAUGUCCAGUUUGAUACGGAGGAACAGUGUAGAGACGCCUUUGUCAGGUUCAACGGGAGGUGGUACGCUGGCCGGCAGCUUCAUUGUGAGCUCUGCCCCAUUACACGAUGGAAGAAUGCUAUAUGUGGAUUGUUUGACAGACAAAAAUGUCCCAAAGGGAAGCACUGCAACUUCCUGCAUGUAUUUCGUAACCCUGGAAAUGAGUUCUGGGAGGCUGACCGGGACCUGCACUUGUCACCAGACCGGGACGGCAGGGGGCCUCACAAGGCAGGGUGGCACUCAGAGCGAUCAUGGAGGCUACGGAAAAGCAGCAGAAGCCCCCUGAGAUCAGAGAGAUCCCGCGACCGCAGGAGCGACCGGAGGAGCCGCAGCAGGAGCAGGGAGAGGAGUCGAGAAAGGAGGGCCUCCCAAUACCACAGGGGAGACUGCAGGUCGUCCAGAUCCAGACCCACUGGCUGGAGGAAAGAUAGGUAUCGGAGCAGGAGUAGAGACAAAGACAGUGAGCGAGACAGGUCAAGGAGUCGAAGUAGAGAUCGAAUGCGAGACAGGUCAAGGAGUCGAAGUAGAGAUCGAAUGCGAGACAGGUCAAGGAGUCGAAGCAGAGACAGGGAGCAAGAUAGGCUUCAUAAUAGAAGUAAAGAUAAAGAAAGAGAGCAUGACAAGUGUAGGAGCAGAAGCAAAGAGAAUGACAGGCCUCGGAGCAGAAGUAGCGAUAAAGACGCAAAGACAGAGACUCAUCCUGGAGUAGACAGAGACCGGUCAAGGAGCAGAAGUGGAGAGAGGGAAAGAAAGAGGCAAAGUAGAGAAAGGAACAAAAAUCGGAGCCCCAAGAAAACAGAUAGCAAAGACAAAACAUCUAACGAUGACACCCACACGCAUCGCCACCACAAACACUCCAAAAAGAGCAAGAAAAAGAGCAAGAAGAAACACAAGAGGAAAAGCUACUCGCCUGAAGGGACGAUUUCAUCUGGAGAGUCAGAGAAGGAGGAAGAGACGGGGGACAAGAACGUCUCUGCAACAAGUCCCAGUGUAGAGACAAUUGAAUCAAAGCUUGAUCCAGAGUGCUGAAGGUGACUCGGGUGUGAAUCCCAGUGAGAGGAGAGAAGUUCUCACCCCGAGAACCCAAAUGAACUGGUUGGAAAUGGUGGCAUCAAUACUUUGUAGCAGCGCAUAUGCACAAUUAAUUUAACAUGUUACAUCAUAGCAAGUUGCAGCUAUGACAGUUACAGUUCAGUUCCAAAUGAUACAUCACAAAUUUGGAUUUUGCAAUUUGGUUUUCAGUAGGAAAUGCAAGAUCACCCUCUUGUACAAAUGUAAAUGUUUCACAUUCUCAGAAACGGAUGAUGUUUAAUUUCUGAAUACAAUCAAAUGGAGCUGUGGUGGUAAAACUGCAUUCAUUGUGACCAAGUAAAAAUGGUAUAAAACAAG
Myripristis murdjan (pinecone soldierfish) is the source of this 2489-nucleotide messenger RNA. RefSeq names its product zinc finger (CCCH type), RNA-binding motif and serine/arginine rich 2 (gene zrsr2). Gene Ontology annotation, cellular component: U2AF complex. The transcript is spliced from 11 exons. Gene Ontology annotation, biological process: mRNA splicing, via spliceosome. Gene Ontology annotation, molecular function: metal ion binding; RNA binding. The record is from RefSeq and is a predicted model, not a curated record. Lineage: Eukaryota; Metazoa; Chordata; Actinopteri; Holocentriformes; Holocentridae. The coding region runs from base 252 to 2129 and encodes 625 amino acids.